This is a messenger RNA of Porites evermanni, 3015 nucleotides long. The record is from the annotation of a GenBank genome assembly. Lineage: Eukaryota; Metazoa; Cnidaria; Anthozoa; Scleractinia; Poritidae.
AUGUCUGUAAUGAAAGAUAUCACAAAUCUGACCUCUAUUUCUUCGCUGAACGGCCACGAGAGUUCUCCAGAGAGGGACAUUUUUGUUUCUUUCGAGGCUCCGAGCUUGCGGAGGAAGCGAACAGCCAAACAAGCCUCCUUGCAUAGAUUCGUCCAAUCUUCCACCGAAACGCUCGAAAACAUGAGCUCUGAAGAGGACUCAAGCAACAAAAGUGGACGCGAAGUGGAAGGAGAGGCUAACUCAGUGUUUAUGACUCCUGAGAGCGAACCUAGACUUAAAGCAAGCGCUCAGAAACGAAGGAGAUUUCGACUUGAAGGAAGCCCGCGAAACAGCGACUCUUCUUCUUCCGAGCUUUCAAGGACCCUGUACGGUCUCUCGAAAGUACAACUGGUCGAUUUGUUCAACGCAUUAGUCACAGAAAGACAUCCAGACCUCGAGCAGGUAUUUAUUUCAUUUAAACUUUUCACAAUGUGAGCUUGAAAUGGCAACUCGAGCUUUAAAUUCAGAGGGCGCCAUUGAUGCAGAACAAAAGCCAUAUUUGCAAGUCAGACAUUGUUAUGGUUAUUUAGCUAGCUUAUUAUUCUUUGAAAGUUAAAGGCGCAGUCUAGUUGCUAAGCAAACCGUUUUAUUUCUCUUAAAGGAACUUCAAGGUCUAAUCCCGGAGCCUGAUCUUACGGAAAUGGAAAAAAAACUGAAUUAUUUACAGCGAAAGAUAUACAAAUCAUUCCCGCACUCGCGUUACGGUUCCUCAAGCAAUACUUUUUGCUAUCGGCGCGUCAACACCCACCUAGCAGCCUUCAAGGUAAUGUGUGCGCAUUUUUCAGACGUAAAUUGUUCUAUAAUUCUUGUUUUCCUGAUUGCUGAAUUUGUAUAGGCAAGAGUAGCAAUAGCAAUCUUUCCUUGAAGGACUCAAGAAAGCUGUAUAAAUCUUGAUGAGAAUUUCUUGGUUUGCAAUCACGUGACAAGGUGGCCAUGUUGGGGUCAAUCAGAAGCAUAUUGCCCCGAAACGGGGUUAUAUGCUUCUGGGUCAAUACAGUGGAAUUUUUUCCCAAAGAAUUCACAUGAAAACAGAGUUGAGCUCCCAAAAGAAAGAACUGCUUUUAUUCUUGACCACCAGCAUGGCCACCGUGAUGUCACAUGCAAACUAGCAAUAAUAUUGCUAGUAAUAAUUGGAGCCAAUCUACAGUACCCCCCCGCCUCCCUCCUUCUCUCCUGCUCCCCUUAUGGCAAGACCAGACUUUUCAUUAGCAAGUUGCACUUUUGGGGUGACCGAAAAAUAUGUGAGUAGGGUUAGAACUCAGUGAUCAAAUUUUUUUGAUCUGUGAAUAUACCUCUGUCUGUGGGAUACAGGGAAGCAAGUUAAUCUGGCGACUUCUGACUUCUGUCUUUUAAAUGUAUUUGGGAGGAAACCGUCGUUGGGUGCCCCUGAAGCACUCCUACCAGUAAUUAUCAAACAUGAUAAGUAAACAGACAUGAUAGAUAAAAUACCAUAGAUUACCAUUGUGAAGCUGAACAACUUUUCUCCAACUAAACUUGUCUAACUAAAAUGGUGCCCUGGUUCUACAUGUGCCAUUUCUAAAAGGUAAAACUAUCACAGAUAGAAUAAUUUGCCAUAAAAACAAGAGUCUGAGAAUCUGUUUUACAUGUAUGCUGUACCAUAAAACAUGGAGGGUAACAAAAUUAUUUAAGGAUAGCUUGUGGCUCCUUUAUUGUAUCUGAAAUAUUUAUUUUUUACUGUCAUUAUUUCAGAAAGAGUGUGUGGGCCAAGGACAGACUCUGUUAGAUUUACAGCUGUGGGAAUUAUCACUAAGCUAUGUCCUUAUGGCUUGGUCAUAUGUGGAUGGCAUGCCAAAUUGGGAUAAUCCAUCACAUAACAAGAGCAAGGAACAGUGCUUUAAAGCUUUGGCUGUGCAAUGCAAGAAAGCCCUUACAAACCUAAAAAAUAGUCUUACUCAAGAAAAAUGCAAAGAUCUAAUAGAAAGGUAAGGUGAUUAAUAUAUCAUACCUUAACAUUCUUCAAAUAUGUCCCUGCAAGUGUAGUCCUCCCAAAUUCAACAAAAGCCUCCUAUAAUACUAAGGGGAAUUGUGCUUAACUCCACCUCAACUGCUUUGAAGUAAUUUUUCAAACCCGACUCCAGUGUUUGCCCCCAGUCUUGCCACACAGGAACCCACAAAUGCCAUUACUGUUGCCUGUAGGAUGCAGUCCUUGUCCCAAGAGAGAUAUUUACCUCACUGUAAGAAUAAGGAUCUUAAUAUCUGAGGACAGUGAAAGCAGUGAAAACAUCACUUAAAGUAAACAGUUAGUUUGCAUUCUUUCAGUCUUAACCAUAAUAUAACUAUAACUCAAACUUACUCACUUCGCCAAAUGUAGAGGAACUCUUCCAGAAACUGAAUUUUUUCAAGAGUCAUAUCCAAGUUCAGAAAGAGAGAGAAAAUCUCUUCAUGGUUUUUUUGCAUCCUCCAUAAAAUGAAAUUAUAUAGUACCAUGAGGGUUGAACAGUGGUCUCCUGCCCAGUAAACCGGCAUUUAUCCACCGGGCAACUGCAUGCCUUCUUUAGCCUUUAUGUUAUCUUGCUAGAUUUAAUUUUAUUAAUUAAAUUCCUAUUUAUUUCAGAGUGUUACAACCUAUCUGAUUUGCUUUGCCCACCUAGAUUAGCCCUGCCAUUUGCGGGUAGAGCAGUUUGUAGAUUUUCCGUCUUUUAUAAUGUUGAAAUAUAAAAUAAAAUUUGAGUAGCACCUCUUGUAUCUUGAAGGUCAAACCCAGAGAGUUGUUUGCUUUGCACUCAUGAUUCUGGUUUUUUUCUGUUGCAGGAUGCAAAGUGCAUGUGAGCAAGACAACCAACUUCAACCAUGUGUGAAACUUCUCACUAUCUUGGAGUCAGAAUUCUAGCCAUGUUUUACUCACAGAUAUAACAUUAUCAAACGGUUAACAUCAAAGACUUGUUUUAUUCUGCGACAAUCAACAGAUUAUUACAUACUCCUUGACUAAUGACCCAAAUAACAUUUCAUUUUUGG